CGCGCGCGGCGGCGGCCGCGGAGCCUGCGACCCGCGGCGGGACCUGGAGCCGCGCUGCCGCCUCUGAGCGCCGCCCCCGGGCCCGGAGCGGCCGGAGCAGCCGCGCCCUGACCCCGGCCCGGCUCCCGCCCCGGGCUCAGCCGGCGGGCGGGCGAGCGCGGCGCGGCCCGGGCCGGGGGGAUGUCUCGGCGGACGCGCGGGGAGGAGCUGGAUGAACUGCACUACCAGGACACAGAUUCCGAUGUGCCAGAGCAGAGAGACAUCAAAUGCAAGGUCAAGUGGACCCACGAGGAGGACGAGCAGCUGAGGACGCUGGUGAGGCAGUUCGGACAGCAAGACUGGAAGUUCCUGGCCAGCCACUUCCCUAACCGCACUGACCAGCAAUGCCAGUACCGGUGGCUGAGAGUCUUGAACCCAGACCUUGUCAAGGGGCCCUGGACCAAAGAGGAAGACCAGAAGGUCAUCGAGCUGGUCAAGAAGUACGGCACGAAGCAGUGGACACUGAUUGCCAAGCACCUGAAGGGCCGGCUGGGGAAGCAGUGCCGUGAGCGCUGGCACAACCACCUCAACCCCGAGGUGAAGAAGUCCUGCUGGACGGAGGAGGAGGACCGCAUCAUCUGUGAGGCCCACAAGGUGCUGGGCAACCGCUGGGCUGAGAUCGCCAAGAUGCUGCCCGGGAGGACAGACAAUGCUGUGAAGAAUCACUGGAACUCCACCAUCAAAAGGAAGGUGGACACAGGAGGCUUCCUGAACGAGUCCAAAGACUACAAGCCCCCCGUGUACUUGCUGCUGGAGCUUGAGGACAAGGACAGUUGUCAGAGCACCCGGCCUGCCGAGGGCCAGGGGAGCCUCGUCGCCAGCUGGCCCCCCGCACCCCCGGCCAUGAAGGAGGAGGAAAGCAGUGAGGAGGAGGCCCCCGCAGCCGCCGCUUCUCAGGAGCAGGACCCUGUCUCUGCAGAGCUGGAUGGAGUGCGGACCCCAGAGCCCUUGGAGGACUUUUCCAAGCACGAGGACGAGGCGAGCUCCCCACCAGACACCAGCCUGCCCUACAAGUGGGUGGUGGAGGCCGCCAACCUCCUCAUCCCUGCUGCAGAGUCCAGCCUCUCUGAAGCCCUGGACCUGAUCGAGUCGGACCCCGAUGCUUGGUGUGACCUGAGUAAGUUUGACCUCCCCGAGGAGCCAUCCGCAGAGGGUAGCAUCAACAACAGCCCUGUGCAGCCACAGCUGCCAGAGCAGCAGGCCCCACCCAGCCGCCAGCCUGCCUCCCAAGUGCCCAGCGUGACCGAGUACCGCCUGGACGGCCACACCAUCUCUGACCUGAGCCGGAGCAGCCGGGGUGAGCUGAUUCCCAUCUCCCCCAGCACUGAUGUGGGGGGCUUGGGCAUCGGCACGCCACCCUCGGUGCUCAAGCGGCAGAAGAAGAGGCGCGUGGCCCUGUCCCCCGUCUCGGAGAACAGUGCCAGCCUGUCCUUCCUGGACUCUUGCAACAGCCUCACCCCCAAGAGCACACCUGUCAAGACCCUGCCCUUCUCGCCGUCCCAGUUUCUUAACUUCUGGAACAAGCAGGACACGCUGGAGCUGGAAAGCCCCUCCCUGACGUCCACCCCAGUGUGCAGCCAGAAGGUGGUGGUCACCACACCCCUGCACCGGGACAAGACGCCCCUGCACCAGAAGCACGCUGCCUUUGUGACCCCCGAUCAGAAGUGCUCCAUGGACAACACUCCCCACACCCCCACGCCGUUCAAGAAUGCCUUGGAGAAGUACGGACCACUGAAGCCCCUGCCCCAGACCCCCCACCUGGAAGAGGACUUGAAGGAGGUGCUGCGCUCGGAGGCCGGCAUUGAACUGGUCAUCGAGGAUGAUGUGAGGCCCGAGAAGCAGAAGAGGAAGCCAGGGCUGCGGCGGAGCCCCAUCAAGAAAGUCCGCAAGUCUCUGGCUCUUGACAUCGUGGACGAGGAUGGGAAGCUGAUGAUGUCCACGCUGCCCAAGGCGCUGUCCUUGCAGACAAGUGUCCCAUCCAGCUCCUCCAGCCUCACCCUCUCAGGCGGCAGGGACAACAGCCUGCUCAACCAGGGCUUCCUGCAGGCCAAGCCCGAGAAGCCAGCGGCGGCGGCCCACAAGCCCCGAGGCCACUUUCCAGCCCCGGCCCCGAUGACCAGCGCCUGGAAGACGGUGGCCUGCGGGGGCACCAGGGACCAGCUCUUCAUGCAGGAGAAGGCGCGCCAGCUCCUGGGCCGCUUGAAGCCCAGCCACACAUCGCGGACCCUCAUCUUGUCCUGAGGCGCCUGGCCUGGACAGCCCAUUCUCAUGUUUACAGGGGGCUGGGGUGUGGAGUGUUCUGGAAUUUGAGAUUCACACUCGGGUGGCUGCCUGCAGGGAGCCUCCUUCAGCAGUCCUCCCAGACUGUCCAGGUGAGACAAGGGCACUUGUCCUGUCUUCAAGCAGCUGCGGGCAGUCCAUGGUGCUAACAGAACAAAGCCCCCCUGGGCCUGCCCGGUCCUCUCCCCAGUACACAGGAGGCACCUUCAGCUCCUGCGCCCUGGUCAGGCCUGGCCUCACCUCAGACCCCUGCUUAGACAGGGGACUUGGCCGGUGUUCUCAUUCCCGCAGCCCGUUGGUACAUGUUCUUGAAUAAAACUGCCUUUCUCAUGUGUUGCUCUAGAUUGCACCUUUCUCCCGGGCCUGGCUGUGCUUCCUACUGACGGCCUCGACCCGAAGUAUGUAGGAACUGGGUCUUCAUCAGUGUGCAGCUCAGGCCCAGGCCCGGACACUUUCCCUCCCAGGGGCAGUGUGGGAGCAGUUUCUCCUCUGCACCCAGUGGGUAUCUGUCCCUCAAGGCUCUAGGACUCUGGCCUUUGGGUGAGGAGGGGUGUGGUGUGUCUAGGCCUUGCUUGGUCCUUGCCAUGCGACUGCGCUGCCAGUGACAUGGCCUCCCCCAGGCCACCCACACUCAAGGGCCUUGGCUGCUGAUGUGAUUGCACUUGCAGACUGGAUGGGGCUUGUCCUGCUGGGCCCUGGAGGUACCUGGCUGGUAGCUGAGAAGGCCCUGAGCACUGAGGAGCAGCAGGUGGCAAGUCUGAGUUACUGACUUGGGAGUGAUGGUGUAGGGAAAAGGGCGUGGCCCUAGCCCUUCUCACCUCCUGCCCUGCUGGCCCCUACAGUGACCACUGGUGGCUGUCCCUCACCUCUGGCCCUGGCAGCAGCCCCGGCUCCUUCCACAGGCCAGACUCUUUGUAAAAACACAUUUGCUGUCUUAGUCGUUUUUAAGCGUAGAAUUUAGUGGUGGUAGCUUAUUCAUGCCGUGGAACAUCUCCUGUGUCCCCGCCUCAGGUCCUGCUCUGUGUUUCAAUGAGUGUGGCCUCUAGGCAUGUACUGUAAGAGGAGUCCUGUCAUAUUUGUCUUUUUGUGUCUGGCUUAUUAACUUAACAGUCGCGAGUUUCCUCCCUAUGGUGUCGUGUGUUGGAAUUCCUUAAGGCAGGACGAUAUUCCAUUAUAUAUAUCCACCUGUGGAGGAUUCUAGGCUUGUGCUAUGAAUGUGGGUGUGAAAAUCCUUCUUUGACAUCCUGCUUUCAGCAUUUUGGAAGUGGGAUUGAUGGGCCAUGAUAAUCCUAUAUCUAUCUAUAUA
Talpa occidentalis (Iberian mole) is the source of this 3625-nucleotide messenger RNA. It is a transcript of the gene MYBL2, whose product is annotated as MYB proto-oncogene like 2. Gene Ontology annotation, biological process: regulation of DNA-templated transcription. Gene Ontology annotation, molecular function: DNA-binding transcription factor activity, RNA polymerase II-specific; RNA polymerase II cis-regulatory region sequence-specific DNA binding. Lineage: Eukaryota; Metazoa; Chordata; Mammalia; Eulipotyphla; Talpidae. Bases 181 to 2280 code for a protein of 699 amino acids. Gene Ontology annotation, cellular component: nucleus. The record is from RefSeq and is a predicted model, not a curated record. The transcript is spliced from 14 exons.